Molecule: messenger RNA, 2858 nt
Organism: Porites lobata
Lineage: Eukaryota; Metazoa; Cnidaria; Anthozoa; Scleractinia; Poritidae
Source: the annotation of a GenBank genome assembly
AUGAGCAACACAAAGCUGCCAUAUAAUUUUCUUCAGGGAAAUGCUAACGACAUACCGAUGGCUGAUGAAAAAAUUGAAACAUCCAAGGCCAACGAAACUGUCGUUCGACACAGUACGACCGCCGAUGGAUUGAACAUGAAGUUUGUCUCUCUCGCCAGCCACAAAAUGGUUCCAUCCAAGUUUGAAGAUUGCUUUACAAAAGACGGAAAGCAGGCUAAACAGUUAGCCACAGAGUAUGCGGCGGAAAAGGCUUUCAGCAUCAUCGCAGACGGCAGAAAUAAGCGCGACACAAGCGCUCCAUGGCCCACAAGAAUUGUUUCCGCAUUGGGUUCAGAUGAGGAAGUUUAUUCGGCUGGUGCUGACUGUGGUAUGUUUGCGGCCAUUUUCACAGCCUAUUCCCAUCACUAUAGGCUUAGGACAUCGCCAGAUGAUUGGUGGUUCUGUGUUAUCAAGAGGGUUGCCUGUGCUAUCGAUCGAAACUCAUCGAAAGCCUCAGUGCGCAACUUGUUUGUCGAUCAUGAAGGAAAGAAAACUAUCGAAGUACAGGUUGGAGAUCCCACCAUCUACACCGUGGAUUACAACUUCCUGUUCGAUGAAAUAACAAAACAGUUAAAAGAAAACUUAAAAGUGCCGGAGUUUGUUGAUGGAGUCACCGCAGAUUUUGGGACCACCUCUGCGGUACAGAAGAUCGUCUCGCAGAUUACCCUGAUGUAUUCUGUAAACCAAUAUUUCAAUUUUGGAAUGAUUUGCGGAUGUGGAAUACCAGCGUUGGAGAUGCUUGGCAGUGAAGAAGACUGGAUGAAAUUGAGUUCUAAGCUGAAAGUUUUAAGAACACUCUUAGAACCCAUAGAGAACGACCUUAACCUUUCACGGGAAUGGUGGGAUCUGGUUCAGAAAGUGUUCUGGAAUCUGCAGGCCACUUAUCGGGGAGACCCAGAUGAAGAUUGGUGGAGUCAUAUCAUGAGCUAUCAACAAGCUUAUUCCUCGGGUAUGUACGGUACAAUCAAUUUAUACGAUUGCAGUACAAAACCACAUGAAAAACUUAGACAACGCUAAGGGACCUAUUAAAAAAGGAAACAAGAAUUUAUGCUAGCUACGAAACUGGUAAUGUAUCGGUCAAAUCGAAGCUUCAACAUGCCCCCCCCCACCCCCGGGCAUACCUCGGGCAUUUGACACCUUUGCCGUCCCGGGGAGGAGGGAAUUUGAUUAUCAGAGUCUUCUAGGGGGUGGGGAAUUUGAUCCCCAUGCUUUAGGGGUGGGGAAUUUGAACUGCACCCUCGAUUUCAUGUAAAAUCUUUGGCGUGGCGAGCUAUCAUGGGGGAAGUGGUGUUAGAGGAUUUUCGUGGAAAAGAUUGUGCCUUUGUGGCCAAUUGUUUACGAGGAAAGGGCUUAAACAAGCUUUGUGCCGUAUUUGAAGUAUUUAAAUUUUAAAAUUUUUAAUAUUGGAUUCAGGCUUUGAAUGUAUGAAUGUAUUUUAUUGUUGCGUUUACAAUGAAAUACAACACCUAUACCGGCGAUUCAAUACAACAACAUAAAAUAAAAUAGAAAGCUCAGGUCAACUACUUUUACCUACUGUAAGUAUGUUAAUUAAUAAGAUGAGCGAUGAUGCAUGUCAGUGAAAUGGUCAUGAUGUAGUAAUCUCAAUAGGUGGGAUCUUUUUUUAUACAACGCUUUGUAUGUUGCAUGACGAAGAAAAGCUGAGCAUUCAGUGACCUUGUAGCAGCGAUUUCCGCCGCUUUGCACGAGACUUUUGUUCGUAGUAAAUACGCUAACCGUGUUUCUCAGUUUUUGUUAUAUUUAUAAAGAUUUUGUUCGACAACUGAAGGCGUUUCCGCCGUCCUUCUGUCAUUUUUGUGCCUGUAAAAUGUCCCCGGGGUGGGGGCAUUUGAUCACCUGAAUGGACCCUAGUGUGGGGCAUUUGAACGGCAUCUUGGCCCGGGUAGGGGGGAAUUUGAACAAAAAAUUUCAAAAAAGUCAAAUGCCCGGGGGGUUGCCCGGGGGGGGCAUGUUGAAGCUUCGAUUUGACCGAUACAUAAAAAGGUCUUGAGAGAAUUGCAGUCCGUAGACUUACCAAACGCUGAUGUGCUUAUAAACGGCUUGUUUUACACAAAAAGGAUUGACCAUUUUCAUUUUAUUGUACUCUUUUUAUCCACAAACAAUAUAUACUACUGGUUCAACUAUAGCUAGGGAUUAACGGGUGUUUACCAAAACAUAUCACAGCUCAGUAAGCUGAUCACAAGCAGCAGUUCCUAGAAUGUCGAAAAAGUUCUUAAAUGGAAAUUCAUCAUCAUUUUGGAAAAGCAUUCCCUGUGAAGAGUUCGUAUAUAAUCACAGUCAGCGCGAGUGGGCUAUCCAAAGCUCUUUUAUUUGAGAUUUUAUGUCAGGUUUAAUGAAGUCUCUUCAAGUUAAAAUAAACUCUGUUUAUUAUGGACUGUCGCUUAUGAGGACACUAACUCGAAGUCCCUGCGGUGUUCGCAAGAAAGGGAGUUGACUGUACUUCGUCUGAUCUAGGGAGUACAUAUUCACAAAAGUAAGCAAACGAAAAUAAUUCACUAAUUUUGUUUUGUUUCUCAGGAUUUCCCACUGGCAGAAGUUUUAUCAGAGGAUGGAUCACAGAUUUCUUGGAGGAACUAGCAAAUGUAAGACAACUGUGGGGGCCUGGUGACUUUACAAGUGGCUUAGUGGCCGUUCCUUUCACUAUCAAACAUCCCUCUGGUGUCCAGGAUACCGCGGCAUUAGUGGCAGGAAUUCUGGGGUUCACAGUUCACAGGGUACCCAACUGUGAUGAGGUGUCUGUACAACCAUUCCAAGGAUGGUCUCUUAUGUUGUCCGACGACUCGCCUUUUUGCAAAUUUUGA